Molecule: messenger RNA, 4710 nt
Organism: Vespa crabro (European hornet)
Lineage: Eukaryota; Metazoa; Arthropoda; Insecta; Hymenoptera; Vespidae
Product: protein PFC0760c-like
Exons: 2
Coding region: 1-4710 (1569 amino acids)
Source: RefSeq, a predicted model, not a curated record
AUGUCUUUAUUAUCCAUCACCGACAAAUACUCUUCGAAUAAAAGAUUUGGAAGAGCUAAAAGAUCCUUUAUAUUUCUACUACCGAUUGAAGAGGAACACGAGAAUAUAAAUAAUGAAAUAACAGAGAAAACCCGCCAAAGUAAAACGAUGAAACGUAGAAAAUCUGCACUUUAUACUACAACGAGUAUACCAUUAACUAAAAAGUAUAAGGAUAAGACGGUAAAAGCUGAAAAAAGUAGAGAACCGUACGUAGAUUUUAAUUUUUUGAAUGAAAUUCGUGAAAAACGUCAAAAAGAGUCAACCGACAAAAACAAUGACGUUGAACUAUCAUCAGAGAAAAAUCUUUCCAUCGAAUCUUAUGAGACUUCUCAUUCGUCUGAUAAGAAAUAUCGUGAAAAUUCCAAAAGAUUAGUGUGCUAUUGUCAUAAAGAAAAUUGUCAGGAUUGUCAAUCGAAAAGAAAAUUGUUUAAUUUUCAUUUGAAGGAUCCAAAAAAUAAAGCGAAAGGUGAUAAAUAUCGAAAAAUUAAUUCAAACGAUUAUAAGAUAACGGAAAUACCGUUACGUUUGUCGAAACUUUAUGAAGAAAUUCCUUAUGAUUUAAAAUCAAAUUAUGCGAAUUCCGAGAAGAUGCAAAUUUUACCGAUAAUUCAUGGAAUAUCACCUCGCGUUUAUCCGUUAACUGUACCUUUCCGAGUUACUUACGAACAAGCCGAACCUCAUGUCGGCAUGAAUGCACCGGUUUCUCAAGAGUAUCAACAAAAUUCAAAUAAAAAACAACAAACACUGCUUAAGCAAUAUAUUCUUGCGACAAAGAAUCAAUCUGAAAUUCUUCAAAAAUCGAAUACAUCGAUUCUUAAAGACAAUAAGAGAAACAAUGAUUUCUCGACGACCAUGAAUUAUCCUGAGCACGAAGAGAAUGACCUAAAUUCAAUGAAAGAAAUCGAUGAGGAUUCGUCCGAUGCAAAUAUGUUAGAAUGUAUAAAAUUGUAUGGUCGUAAAGUAUGCCUCCUCGCUGCUGCAACAGCUUGCAAAUAUUUAAAUAAAAAUAAAGAUGAGAAAGAUGAAAACGUUGGAUCAAUUCGUAAUCGGUAUGAUACUACCGAACAAUCGAGUACAUACGAUAUUAACGAAGAUCAUUACGAUUCUACAAUGUCCGAUAUAUUAAUAGAUUCUAAGGAAAAUAAUUUUGACGAUAAUCUAAUAUAUAAAAAACAAUCGACUGAAAAUUAUAACGAAGAUAAUCACGAUGCAACAACAUCGAAUGUUAUCCUAGAAACUUCAGAAUACAUCAUAACUAAUACCGUUAACUCUACAACUUCGACGGACGAUUCAUUCACAAAGCGUUCAACAACGUAUUAUACUUCCGAUGAAAAUAUAAAAAUACAAGAAUAUACGACCGUAAAUCCCACGGAAAUGUCUAUUCUUCAAGCAACAGAAAAUUCACAAGAACAAGAUCAAUUAUCUACGACUCUUUUAAUUGAUUCUAACGUAAUCAAUGAUAUCGAAUAUACAACGUCAAUUGCAAUAACAAAUAAUAUCAAUUUCAAUGAUUCCAUGGUUACUAAUGAAGACAAUAACUUAACCGAUACAAUUUUAAAUGACGAUAGGACACAUUAUAUAACCCACUCUGAAUUAGAUUAUUAUUCGGAUAUACAAGAAAUAACAAAUAGUUAUUUUACUUCGCAAAGCUACGAUAAGUUCGAUGAGAAUGGUUAUAAUAGCGAUCUAUUUACAUACGAUCAUCAUUUGUCUAAGAAUAAUCUGACGAAUUUAAUCGAUGAUUCACCAAACGUGGAAGCUACAAACAUUCCAGAUGUAACGAACGAUCGAGCUAACUCACAAAAUUUAUCCAAUGAAAUCAAUUCGGAUUUAAUCGAAAAUCAAAUUUCAAUCAAUUCGACUGUAGAAAAUAAUCUAGAUGACGAUAAAACAAUUACAGAAGAUAAUAAUGUUUCGUUAAGAAAAGAAAACAUUGAAAAUCGUGAAGAUGUAAAGAAUGAUCCAAAAAUAAAGGAAUCAGGAUUAAAAUACAACACACAAAAUUUAUCUUCGUUUACAAGUACAACAGAAAAAGAACAAAUUAGUAUCGAUUCAUCUUUAGGAUACACCAAGUCAUCUUUGGAUUAUAAAACGAAUAAUGUUGAUGUUUAUUCGACAGAUAUUUCAAAUCUGUGUACUUCAUCAAUCGAUAUUAAUUCAUCUAUAGGAUGUAUAGAAAAUGAAAAGAAAGCAACGAUCAAUGAUUACGAAAUUCCUGUUACAAUUUCUACUACAAACGAGAUAAAACUUCAAACUUCAAACCAAGACUUAACUACGACCGAAGAAACAACAACAACAACGAUAGAGAUUGCAACUGAAAAAGAAACUAAUGACAAAAUUAAUGAUUCUAUCGUUGGAUUAUCUAACGAAGGAGGAUUCGUUAAAUUAUCUGAAGAGUUUGAUACCACCUUAAAUCCGAUCACGUUCGUCGCAGAUUAUACGAAAACUGAUAACGAAGUUAAUACACUUAAGAACAUUUUAAAAUAUGACGUUGAAUCGACUACGCCAAAUUUAUCAUACUACGACAAUGCACAACUCGUAAAUUCUAUUAAAACAAUAAUAAAUAAUUUCAAUUCGAACGAUGGAAAUCUCGAAGAUCCUAAGGAUUUUACAAAAAUUGCCGAUAAUGUUGAACUGUCACCAGAAAUCGUUGGAAUUCCAAAUCUACGAUCUCUUUUAUCGCUAACACCAGUUGAAAAUGUAAUCAUAAAAAAAGUGAAAGAUCACUUAUCGAAAAUAACCGGUAUACCUAAAAAUGCAUUGUUCGAUGAGGAAUCGAAUAACGUGAUUAGACAAACUCUUAAAAAUACAUUGAAUCUUUUACCGAACAUGCAAUCAGAACUUCCACCAAUGACCGUUGAGGAACAUCAAUUUCAGGGUGGACAUUGGACGACAAACUUGGUGACACUUCUUCCACUUACAUCGUCCGAACGAACAAAAAAACAAGACAUUUCUCGAAGAUUACAAAAUCAUUUAAAAGAUCUCAUUUAUAAUCCUGCGAUUGGUUUGAAAUCAGCUAAACAAAAUGCUGUGCAAAAUAUCAUCAUUCAAGCUACGAAACAUCAAAUGGAAAAUGCUAACGAUAUGGAUAUAGAAGAAGACACGAUUCGUGAUAUUUUAGGAAAUGUUUUACAAGAUAAUUCCUAUGAUACAGAUCAACGCAAGACAAAAAUUAAUUCUGAAAAUAUUUCGACGAUGGAAAGUACACGUAAUUACGAUGAAACGACGACAGAAAACAUCUCUAUGAAAGAUAAUAAUAGAUUCGAAACUUCAAAAAGUACGACCGAUAAUUCAUUAGCCAACUCGUACUAUGACGAUUUUAUAACAGAUAAAGAAUUUCCAAAAAUGACCAUAAAUAAAAUACAACCAAGUGAUUAUUCGAAUGAUGUUCAUGAUAGUUACAUUCUUAGUACUGAAUUUUACGAAGAAAAUCUACAAAAAUAUCAAAGCACAGAAUCCAUUUAUGUUUACGAAACAACGUUCACGAGUAAUGUUGCAAACAUAAAUGAAGAAACACUUGAAAUGUCUCAACCUGAAACACAAUCGGAUCAAAGUAACAGCAAUAAAGUGAAAGCUAAUGAAUUGGAAAUACUUAGAUUAUCACAAAAUUCUAUUGUAGGAGUUGAUAAUCCUAAAAUUAAUGAGACUGGUUCGGCUAAUGAAGGAUUCUUGGAAGAAAAAGAGAAACGUCGUCUUUGCAAGAUAGAAAAUUGUACCAGUACACAUGAAAUUGUUACUAAGCAUAACAAAAGGGUUGAAACAACGGAAAAGUAUUAUGAACCAAAGGAAAUGGAGGAUGCUUCUUUCGAAGGAAAUCCGAUAAUUUCGAAAUCUCCCGAAGUGGACGACAUUACGAGUAAUUUUGGAACGAAUGAAAAUACAGAAAAUAUUAACGAGAGUGACGAUGAUAACAGAAAGACUUAUAAAAAUUUUAAUCAUCAAGAUUACGAUUCUGAAGAAGAUGUCAUUUACAAGGAAGAAGCUUUUAAAAAGAAAACGAAUGAUAUCGACAAUGACAAAAACAAUUUGCAGGAUUUGCAAAAUUCAGAAUUGUAUUACGUAGGAGACAAUGUAAAAUUUCCAUUGGAAAUUAAAAAACUAAAAGAUGGUUCGUACAUCUUAUUGAUCUCGAGAAAGAUAUGUGAGAAUGUUUUAAAAAAUAAUUGUCCAUGUUGUGUACCACUCGAAGGAAAUGUACGUUUAAUAAAAAGAAGUAUCGAAGAAAUUACCAAUGAUAAUAAUGAUAAUAAAAUUUUCGAUAUGAAAAAUUAUCAAUAUUCUGAACAAAGGUCGAAAAUCAUGAAAUCAAAUCCAUUGAGACAACGAACACCUAGAUCGAUGAUAUUAAAUAAAAAAUUAGACGAUUCGGAUGAGAAUAAUUCGGAAAUUUUAACGAUGCCCGUUAUGGCUUUUGCUAAGAAAUAUAAUUUGAAAUUAAAUCUUGAUGAUACAGAGAUAGAUGACGUCAGAGAAGCAAAAAAUACUUAUUGCGAUGAAAAUGAAAAAAUUAAAAAAAACAAUCCUAUUUUUCAAAGGAUGAAAUUCGUUAAGAGAAUGCAGGAAAAUUAUGAACCUUAUAGAAAACAACGUGCCAUUAAACAUAAUUCAAACAGUAGUACGGAAAUAUUAAAAAAUGUAAUAAAUUGGUUAAGAACGUUAUUUGUCAAUUGA